Molecule: messenger RNA, 1437 nt
Organism: Plasmodium gallinaceum
Lineage: Eukaryota; Apicomplexa; Aconoidasida; Haemosporida; Plasmodiidae
Gene: GDPD
Product: glycerophosphodiester phosphodiesterase, putative
Exons: 1
Coding region: 1-1437 (478 amino acids)
Biological process (GO): lipid metabolic process
Molecular function (GO): phosphoric diester hydrolase activity
Source: RefSeq, a predicted model, not a curated record
AUGAAAACAGAAAAAACAACAAUAGUUGGUCAUAGAGGUUGCGGUUGUAGUCAAGUAGGAGGAACUUCAAUUUAUCCUGAAAAUUCUCUUUUUUCUUUUAAAAAAGCAGUAGAUUUAAAAAUUGAUGGAAUUGAGUUGGAUGUAUGGCUAACUAAUGAUAAUGAAGUUGUAGUUAUUCAUGGAACUAAUGAUGGAUUAAUAGGUCAUACAUUAUUGUAUGGAGAAGAAAUGAAAGGUAAAUAUAUUGAAGAAUUAACACGUAAAGAAAUUCAAAGUUUUCAUUUCAAAGAACCAUGGAUAUUAAGAAAAGGAAAAAAUUAUUAUAUUGGUAAUUCUAAUGAAUCAAUAAAGUUUUCUAUUUUAAACGAGAAUGAGAAAUUAGAAAAGAUCAGAGAUUAUGAUGAAUUUGAUAGUAUGUAUCUUAAUGUAGAAGAAAAUGAUGAAAUAGAAAAAAUUAUUAAUGAGAGUUUUUUCAAUAAUUGUUUAACGGAGAAAAAUAAUGAUGUAGAAAGCGAUGAAAAGAAAAGAGAAAAAGAAAAAAAAUUUUAUAAAGAAUUUGGAAUAGAUGAUAAUAUUGAAGAAGAGGAAUUUAUAAAAAAUAUUGAAUGUUCAUACUGUAAGUUUAUUUAUACGAAUUAUUUGAGCAAAAGAACCUUUGAGUUUAAAAGAAAACAAGUGAUAUUUAAAUUCAUAUCUAUGUUUUAUCAUGUACCAUUAUUAAAGGAUAUAUUAAAUAUAUUUAAAAACAAAUUAACUUAUGAUAUUGAAUUGAAAGGAACAAAAGAAAAUAUUGGGUUAUAUAUAUUAGAUAUUUUGGAAAAUUAUAAAGGAUUAAAGUUUAAGUUCAGCUCAUUUAAUUGGAUAUUGCAAGAUAAUCAAAUAAAAAAAAAAUUAUUUAAAAAUAAAAACAUGCAAAAAAUGGAUUAUUCUUCAUAUCCUUAUUAUAAUGUGGAAAAAAUUGAUUUAUUAAAACCACUAAGAAAUAAUAAAUUGAAUAUACCACUAGCUUUAUUAUUUACAAAUAAUGAAGUUAUGCCAAAUAUAAAUUCCAUUUUAUGCUCGAUGAAGUAUUAUAAUGCAGAAUGGGCUCAUUUUCCUUGUAGCUUAAAUAAGCAAUCAAUUAUAUUAAAUUGUAAUAGAAAAGACAAGAUUAUUUCAGUAGAUUAUCUUGUAAAAGUUUUACAUAAAAACAACAAAAAAAUCAUGAUUUAUUGGGGAGCUGAAGAUAAGGAUCAAGAUGAUGAUUUAAUGUGUUACAUAAAAUUAAACGUUGAUUCUAUUUGCCCUAAUGACAUAGCACUAGCUAAAGAAGUUAUGCAAAAGGAAAAAUACAUAAACUCAAAAAUAAACGAAGUAUCAAAUAAUAAUAUUGUGAAUGAUUUAGAUACAAAUUCUUUUUUAGAGAAAGAUGAAAAAACUCCAUUAUGCAUAUAUUAA